AGCAGUGAAACCGGUAAAGUGUAAGUGGCACUACUCCCACCGAGCUUGUUCCGGACGCUACGGACAUGUAAUUCACCAAUUCUAGGGUUUCAAAAUCCCCGCCAAAAUUCUCCAUCUCCAUCACUCACACUCACAACAAUGGCGGACGAAGCUGCUGAACUAAAAGCCUCCCCUGAUCCUCCCAAAUCCAUUGAAUUGCCCAAAGAUGCUACUGACUCCCCAUCAAACUCCUCCCUUCCUCCUCCUCCGCCUCCUCCGCCUCCUCCUCCUCCUCCUGCUCUCAACUCCGCAGAUGAAACCCUCCCCAAAAAGCCAUUGAGUAAUCGGGAAUUCGUCCUCGCAAUCGCCUCCAACCUAGCUUCCCUCCCUCUUCAGAUCAUCGAUUCUAAAGUUUGGGGUGUUCUCACUGGCAUUUCCCCAAAUGCCUGUAAGCGCCAACAGGGUAGACAUAUUCUUUUGACCGAUGAUGAACACUGCCUUGGUCGAUUGAUAUCAGAUAGCCGAUAUCAGAUUGACUCUAAUUCAGUUAGCGCAAAACAUUGCGUAAUUUAUAGGAAGAGCACUGACGAUGGAUCUUGUCCAUCAGUUUUCCUCAAAGAUACAAGCACAAAUGGAACAUAUAUAAACUGGCAGAGGUUGAAGAAGAAUAGUCAGGAGGCUAAAAUCUGCCAUGGGGACAUCAUAUCACUUGCUGCAGUUCCCCAACAUGAGGUCGCAUUUACAUUUGUCUAUAGAGAAGCGGCUGCAGUUACUUCAUCAUCAGGUGGUGGAUCUGCAAAAAGAAAAGCAGAUGAGGAUAUAAUGAAGGUGGGAUUUGUCGCUGAAAACAAAAAGUUAAGAGGUCUUGGAAUUGGUGCUCCUGAUGGUCCGAUAUCUCUUGAUGAUUUUCGAAGUCUUCAACGAUCAAAUAAGGAGCUUAGGAAGCAGUUGGAAGAUCAUGUGAUUCUGAUAGAUUCAUUACGUAAUGAAAAUCGUGCAUCCGUGGAGCACCAUGAAUGUGAGGUGAAAAAGCUUAAAGAGUCCAUAUCAAAAUCUUAUGAAGAUCAAAUCAUUAAGUUGCAGCAGUUGAUUGAUGAAAAACAGAAGGAGCUUGGGGAGGUUCAAAGAAUAUCUUCCGAACAAAAACAUCUUAUAGAAGAUCUUCAAGAAAGACUCGGUGCUACUACUCAAUCAUGCAAUGAAGCAAAUGAAAUUAUAAAUAGCCAGAAGGCAUCUUUAAGCGAAUUGAAGGUUCAAAUUGAUGAAGUGCGUGAUCAGAGACGAGAAGAGCGAGAGAAGGCUGCUGCAGAUCUGAAGGCAGCUGUACAGAAAGCUCAUGCAGAGGCUCAAGAUGAAUUGAAACGCCAUUCGGAUGCUACCUCAAGGCGUGAAAAAGAACAGCAAGAAGUAAUCAAUAAACUUCGGGAAGAUGAGAAAGAUCGGUGCUUGCUGGUGGAAGCAUUGAGGUUCAAGUUGGAGGGGACUAGACAGAAAUUAGUCAUGUCAGACAAUAAAGUUCGCCAGCUAGAAUCUCAACUUGGUGAAGAGCAGCUAUCCUGUUCGAAUGAAAGAAAAAAAGUUGAAGAACUUGAACGUGGAAUAAAAGAACUGCAGAAAGAGCUUGAGAGUGAAAAGGGAGCAAGAGAAGAGGCUUGGUCUAAGGUAUCAUCCCUGGAACUUGAAAUAAAUGCUGCAAUAAGGGAUCUUGAUUUUGAGAGGAGGCGGCUAAAAGGUGCUAGGGAAAGAAUUAUGCUUCGGGAAACACAGCUACGAGCAUUUUAUUCUACUACCGAAGAAAUUUCUGCUUUGUUUGCCAAGCAGCAGGAGCAAUUGAAAGCGAUGCAAAGGACUCUAGAAGAUGAAGACCAUUAUGAAAAUACUUCUUUCGAUUUUGAUCUCAAUGUCUCCCCCGAGCCUGCGAAUGGAAAUUUACUUGGAGAAAAUGCGCGGAUGAACUAUUGUAACAAAUCUGCCAAAACUAGUUCGGCUAUGUCAGCUCAAAGGUUCGAGCCAGUCCAAGGUGAGACGUCUACCAAUGAAGCCAGCACCGAAAAGCACGACUGUGAGUUCAGAAGUCAAGAAUGUCAGAAUACUCAAGAGGCAGAAUUCACAAGUGCUGAUGCUAGUGUUAAGGGAGGAGGUUUUGGUUCUGACAUUGAUGGUAUUGGGACAGCUCCUAUUUUGGAAGAAGACAUAGUUGGGACUGAACGGAUUCUUGAAACGGAAAGUCCAGGAGUUGACGUCGACCGAAACAUGGAUUUGAACAAGGGUAUGACCUUAGCCGGGGAAACUAUGUGUUCUGAUGGUGAAGGUUGUGCAGGAGAGAUGGAUGAACAGGCCAAGAUGGUUGAUCGGGAAGCUUAUUGUCACUCUCAGACAAAUCAAACAAGCGAUGCUGUUGAUGCAAUUGAAGACACUGAAGCUGGUGGAACAGUCAGAACCGAUGACCUCUUAGCUUCCGAAGUUGCUGGUAGCUGGGCUUCCAGUACCGAGCCAUCGAUUCACUGUGAGAAUGAGACUCAAAGAAGCAGCAAAGGCGACGAGGAAGAAGGCGGUGGAGCUCUUCAUGACUCCAACAGCCCGGUCACUGGGAGUCAAAGUACUCUUUUCAAACCUGUUGCAACAAGAUGGAACUCUGAGCAUCAAACUUUGAGCGAGAUGAUCAGAAUAGUUGCUCCUGAAUCAAAACAAUUUUUUCCCUCUACGAAGGAUGAUCCCGAUGGGGAAGAGAACAUUGCAUCUGGCUCAGACACAGAAAAUUGCUCGGAUAACGAUGACGAUGCACAUGAUAAUAACGAAACCAAUGCCGAGGAAGCGAGAGUCUCAGAUUCAGAAACUCAAGGAGUCGAUGUAAUAGAACCAAAACUAGACGAUCCAAUGGAUGAAGAUGAUGACGAUACGCAAGAAGAUUCUGUAGGAUAAAAUUUGGAGAGGCUGGAGCUGUAAAUAUGUUCACAUUCUGUUCUUAUCAUAUCUUCUUGAGGUAUCUUCCUUACAUGUGUCCAUGUAAGAUAAUAAUAUAUAUCCAUUAUGUUUAUAUCUUAAUUUUUUUUUCAUUUCUUUCUUCACAGCUCUUCUGGAAUGAUUAAAUGCUGUUUAAUGUAGAUGAUAUUGAAGCUCAUGAAAGUAGUAAGUUAUUCUCUUUUACUUCUUUCAUGCGUACAAUAUUCCAAAAAUCAUUUAAAUAACAACAGCUGCAAUGACCCGAAUGGCGAUUCUAUACCGUGAGUAUCUAAGUUAGUCUAUAUUGUACAACUUGAUUCUAGAACAUUCAGUUGUGAAGUAGUAAGGUCUACAAGAUCUUGAUAUUUACAACUUUAUUUGUUGAUUUUUAGAAGGCGGAGAUGUUAAAGUGUCAGGAAAUUUUAUAUUCAAUCUUAAACCUUUACACAA
Messenger RNA from Cucumis melo (muskmelon), 3372 nucleotides. RefSeq lists its product as uncharacterized. The coding region runs from base 139 to 2901 and encodes 920 amino acids. The transcript has 13 exons. NCBI's taxonomy places the organism in Eukaryota, Viridiplantae, Streptophyta, Magnoliopsida, Cucurbitales, Cucurbitaceae. The record is from RefSeq and is a predicted model, not a curated record. Gene Ontology annotation, molecular function: protein binding.